This is a messenger RNA of Cylindrotheca closterium, 735 nucleotides long. Lineage: Eukaryota; Bacillariophyta; Bacillariophyceae; Bacillariales; Bacillariaceae. The record is from the annotation of a GenBank genome assembly.
AUGGGAGGAGCAACAUCAAGAUUCGCAGAAACUGAUUGGGAGAGCGCUUCAGCAGGAGUCAAGGAAACCAUCGAUGGUUCCAUGCCAUCGGAAGACCUGUCCAUUCUGACGCUGAGAAAGAACAACUCUAUUGUCGAUCAGAGAAGUUUUGAAAUCCGAAAUGAUGUAGACGAACUUCUCUACGUGUCCAAACCCAUUGUUGGCAGUACAAAGUGGUUCGAUCUGUGCUCCGCUAGCGGUGAAAAGCUGUUCUGCGUCCACACUGACGCCCUUCAUGAAAAGUGGACAAUCUUCGCGUACAAGCCUGUAUGGGAAGACCAACAAGCAGAUGAGGGCAUAUCGGACAAGGAAAAAAUCUACCGCAGGGCUCGAAUUGACAUUGCCUAUGGAAAAUCCCACGGGGAAGUUUUCCCUUACAUUCAAGAUUGGGAGCACGACAGUGAUUUCAAAGGAGUAGCGUCGGACAAGAGCUUGCUCAAGGUAGAAGAAAUCAAGUCUAUGACGGCACAGUUUCAGUCAUAUAUCCCGCAAGCAGCAUUGCAUGAUAACGCGCUAGUUCAUCCAGCGCUCUGCGGUUGGUGGGUAUGGGAGAAUACUCGCAAUCGUCAUCAGAUGAAGAUGCACCUCGUCAAGGAUUCAGACAUUGCUCUUCACUGCAUAGUCGCUAUUACAACCAAUUUGGUUCAUGUCGAGAAGGAAUCAUUUGAAACUACGGCGCAAGUCCUCGGUCAGUAA